Molecule: messenger RNA, 5097 nt
Organism: Eupeodes corollae
Lineage: Eukaryota; Metazoa; Arthropoda; Insecta; Diptera; Syrphidae
Gene: NK7.1
Product: homeobox protein DTH-1
Exons: 4
Coding region: 2950-4839 (629 amino acids)
Biological process (GO): cell differentiation; regulation of transcription by RNA polymerase II
Cellular component (GO): nucleus
Molecular function (GO): DNA-binding transcription factor activity, RNA polymerase II-specific; RNA polymerase II cis-regulatory region sequence-specific DNA binding
Source: RefSeq, a predicted model, not a curated record
GUUAGCUGCCAGUUCGGUUCAUAUUUAUAGUCAUUCUCAUUUUGAGUUAAGUCAGUCAAGUUGUAUCGUUCUGUAAAAGCCGAUUCGAUACAAGUUGAGAAGAAAGAAGACUUAAGUAACGUAAAUGAAACGGGGCAAAUUUAUUUUGCCAUAGGAAGCAGAAAAGAUAAGUGGAUACAAAAAUAAAAAGGUAAAGUAAAGAAGAGAAAAUCAUCGACAACCUACAAAAACAACAACCACCCAAAAAACCCAAGGAAUCAAAGCAAGAUUGAGAGUGGAAAACGAGAAACUAUUAAGAGGGCACUCCUGUCCUGGUCGUGGUCCUGACUCUCGAGCUCGACUAUACACUAACACUCCACCCCCAACCUCACCACACCUCACCACACCAUACUUCGCCAUCAUCAACCAAACCAACCGUCAACCGAACUGAACCCAACUGAAUACUAAAGAACAGAAAGAGCCCCUUCCAUUUUCAAAAGUAUCUUUUAUAGCUCAAUGUGUGUUUUGUAUCUUAUGUCUGCCUCUGCUUAGUUAGUCCCUUCCCUGCUCGGUCCUCCUUCCUCGUUCUCACCCAGCAAGCAAAUGCAAUUCACAUUAUGUGGGGAAACAUGAGUGGUACAAAAAUCAGCUGUGUUGUGUUUUGUUGUGUGUUUUGAAAAUGCUCUUUUAGUGAGCUGGUAUUAGUGAUUGACUUUGUUUAUUCACUGUUUUUGUGUAUAUAGUACGAGUAUCUUUCAGAUACAUUUUAUAUUAGAUGAAUUUCCCAUUCAGAUUCGGUUCGGUCUCCGGUGGUCGACUGCAACUACAACCAUAGACAUAUACUAUAGAUACAAAUACGAACGAGAGUGAAUGAAAGAGAGACAGAGAGAGAAUAUAUCUUGUAUCUCGCUCGCAAAAAGAGAUACUUUAUGAUAUUCGAAUUUAAUAGUCGUGCGCCAACAUAAUCGCUAAUAGUCUGUCGCUUGGAGUAAUUGGUGUAAUAAGUGGACGGUUCGGGUUCGGGUUCAGGUUCGACUUCCACUACACUACGACUUCGACUUCGGGGCUUGCUUGUGUAUCUAUCUAUCUAUCUAUGUGCCUGUGCAGUGUGUGUAGAUAUUGUAUAUUUUGUGUUGUAUCCAUCAGAUACAAUCUAUCAAGUGUAUUAUUAUUAUUGUUAUUACAUAUUCCAUUUGAUGGAAGAUUGUUUUUAUUUUUUCGGGCUAUCUACGAGUAAAGCCUGGCAACACCACCCAUCGCUAACAUGUUGAUAAUGUAAAAUGUUGCUGAGAUAUUUAUAAUGUUGCGAUAAAUAUAAUUUGUUUAGAUUGUUUGUAUUAUGAGAUAUGUUGUUCAUGUUUAUGAUGAUUGUGCGACGACCGACAUCGACAUCGACAUCGGAACGAUGAAGUUGAUGUUGAUAAUGAUGAUGAUGAUGAUGAUGAUUAUAUUUCGUUUUAUUAUUAUUACGGUUUUGUGAGACGAAACAGCGGGUGUCAAUUGUGUGCUAAUUGCAUGUGAGAGAUUGUUUUUUGAUCUCAUUUAGUGUCUAGUGGUGCUACCGUCUUGUUGUCGUUGCUCGUUGUCGUUCGUUCAUCGUUGCGUUGUGCCUGCUUGCUAGUUGCUUGUCUUGUUGGUCGCAGUCGGGUCGGACAGAUAGACAGACAUUAAACCGUUGUUUUGGUUUUAGAUAAAUGUUCUUUAUUUUUGUUGGUGAAAGAUACUUAGAUAGUGAGUGAGACAAAAAGAGAAAGAAAAAGAGGUUAUAAGAGUGUGAAAGAUAUAUCGUGGGUUUUGUUUGCGGUGUGUCGUCUCUUUGGUUCUCAACGUCGUUGUUUGUUCUCGUUGUCGUUAUUAUUGCGUGUUGUUCAUCAUCCUCAUUACAAUCUAUCUAUCUAUCUAUCUGGAAGAAGAUUUAAGAUACCAACCUAUCUACAACAACAAAAAGAUAGAUUUUUUUUUGUUUUUUUUUUAAGAACCACGGUAUGGGGUUUUUGUCCCCUAGAAUUUAGAUUUCAGAAUAUAAUCAAUCUUGUGUGUGUUGUUCUUUUCUUUUUUUACUCAUUCUGGUUCACACUUUUUUGUGUGUUUUAUGUCGGUUUGUAGAUUCGUGUGUGAUUUGUUAAUCAACCCAUCAAAAGUUGAGAUACAAUUAUUUUUAUUCGUUUAUCGUUUGAUCCCAUGAAUCGUUAUAUGUACAUAAGUAUCUUUUUUCGUUGUUGUUGCUGUUCGGCCAACACUGGUUUUGUGUACUAUAACAGUACCUAGAAGCGGCGACGGCGCCGGGAAUUAAUGAAUAAUUACAUUGUUAUUUUCCCUCUUCACGGGUAAUUGAUUGUGCCAAUAAAAAAAUAUUUCAUAUUAAAUACAUAUUUACGGAUAUAUGUUUGAAUGUACGGCGACGUUAUAAAAUUAAGUGAAGUUUAAUAAUAAUAAUGUAUCAUAUACACAUACUAAGUGAUGCUGUGGUGAGAAAUUAAUUUCCGAAAAAUAUUUAAAAUACAUAAUUUAAUUGUAUUUGCGGUUGAAUGGAUAGUUGAUUUCAUUUAAUGUAUAUUUUGUGUGUGCUGUGGAUUUAAACAAAACCUAUCUAUCUACCUAACUAGGCAUAGGCUCCUACCUACCGACCUACCUUACUUACCUGCCUAGCCUACCUGCAUAGUUACCUACCUUAAAACAUUGAAUUAUGGUGGUGCUAGGAUAUUAAUAUAAUUUGAAAUCAACAAAAAUAAAAAAGUGAUUUAUGUUUGCUCAAAAGAGGAUUAAUAAAACGCAAACAUAUUAUAAUUAUUUAAAAAAUAAGAAUCGAAUCAACGGGACAACAAUAUAAAAAUACACAAAACUAAAAAAAAACUUACCUUCCUAUCAACUUAAUUGGAUAUUGAAUUAUUUUGAUUCAAGUGGUCUUUGACUGUUAUUGCUGAUUGUAUUUUAUUUUUCCAAGUGAUUAAGUCAAUGUCAAUAAUUUAGAUGAUGCCCGAAGUGGAUAAGGACAGCGUUGCCGAUGUGGUGAGUGGAGCACAUGCACCAAUUUUCGAUUCAGAAGCUCUCUUCAAGGAAAACAAAAUAUUUUCCACCGAAAGACUUACAAACGGCAGAACAGGCUGCAGUGGUGGAAGCAGUAUCAGUGGCGCUAGUGGCAUUAUUAAUGGAGGAGGAAGUACUGAAGUCGAUAAUACCGAUUCUGAAUCAAUGGUUCAUCCGUUUGUUUAUAAAAGCCCUCUGACAAUACCACCAGCGAAAUAUAUAAAUUCUGCUCUCACGAAUUUCGGAGCACAAUCAAUGUCGCUACCACCGACAAAUAAAGACACUUUGGCAACUCUGCUAAACGCCGAACGUCCACAAACUGCCCCACUAACCUUUCAAAUGCGUAACAGUUCUCGAUCGAUAUCAUCCUCCGAGUCGAAUGCCUUUGAUGCCCACAUCCCCACGGCAGGAGAUAGGAAAAGAGAAAAAUACCGGAGCCUAAAACGCAACGGGCAGUUGAGUGUCGAGGACAUGUUACCGGCAAAGCCAAAACCCAUAAGUUUUCAACCCUCCAGACCGUCGAGUACCACGAUAAAGUCAUCUCCAGAACCCAGUGAUCUGACGACAUUAUCGAUGAACUCGACAUGGCAUCCACAUGUCUAUGCCAAACCCCCCAAUCGACCAACACCAUAUGCCAUUGCUGAUAUUAUGGGUUGGCGAAAGGCAACAAAGCUUGCGUCGAGUGAUUUGGAUACCAGAACGUCGCCGUUCAUUUCGACGGCUUUUAGCUUAAAGUCGGAAACUCCAUCGGAAGUAGAUGCAAGUCGAAUGAAAUCACCUCGAACUAUAUUGAAAACUUUUCAACAACAAUACUCUCAACAAAUAAGCCGGUUCGAUGAAAGAUGCAGCAGUCAUACACGAAGUACUUCUCUAAGUGAGACAAGUGAAGAUGAUAGUGGAAGCAUUGCUAAUGAUCAGCCGCUUAACUUGUGCGUUCCUAAGCAAAGUGACUCGAACGAUAGUACCAGUGUUACGGCGAAAUCUGUUGCGAAAAUUCAUAAAAAAGACCUGCCUUCCAAACCACAUGUGAAAAAGAAGAAACUCUCUAUAGAAGCUAUUCCUGCCGCUGAAAUAAUCAAAGAAAAACAACAAUUAGAAACAACUGAAGAUGAUUCAGAUUCAGGUUCAACUGAUAAUCGUCGAAAAAAGAAAGCCCGUACAACAUUUACGGGGAGACAAAUUUUCGAAUUGGAAAAACAAUUCGAAAUUAAAAAGUACCUUAGUUCGAGUGAACGGACUGAUAUGGCGAAAUUAUUAAAUGUCACGGAAACUCAGGUUAAAAUAUGGUUUCAAAAUCGUCGAACAAAAUGGAAAAAACAAGACAAUGUCACGAAUACCGAAGCAGCAGAGCAUAAGACUGUUACAUCAAAAAAUUCAGAAAAUCCCAAAGGCAACAACACACUGACACCACAAAAUGAAUCUACCACGCCCAUCAUCAGUUCAAAAAAAUCCUCACAAAUAACUCCAGUGUCAGUGGCGACGGCGGUGAUGGGACCAAACGAAAAAACUCGACCAAUUUCAGUUGAACUUAGUGCGAAACUAUCAGCGAAACAUUCAACAAAAAUGAAAAAUAAACUUGCACUUUUAAAUACACCAUCAACGCCUCCCAAUGGAGAGAAAUCAAGACCGCCUUCUGAAAAUAAUUCUACUUCCGGUGGUAAUGGUAAUGGUGGAAGCAGUAAUAAACGUAAAUCAACCGAUCUAAGUCCCCCGCCACCUAUUUUAGAUUUCGAGACAAAACUUACCGUAUCGAAAAUAUCAAAUGUCAAAUCUUCAAUUGACGAAGAUGAUAGCAGCCAUCAUAUGCCUGACGAUCAAAUGUCAGAAAUUUAGAAAGAAGUAUCUUGUAAGAAAUACAUAAUAACAAAAUGUCAAUUUUUCAAAAAUGACAACCUAAAUAUCGAUCUUCCAUUUUAUAAUCCAAAAACAAAUAAAAAUAAAUAAGAAACAAAAUGAAAAUAUAUAAAAUGUAUGUAAUAAUUUAAGAAAUGAAAAAUCCUGAUUUUUGUGCCAAGACGUAAAAUAAAAAUUUUAAAAAUAAAAAUUAUAAUUAAUGUAGAUUAAAAAAAUAAAGUAAACGUGUAUAAAAUA